Messenger RNA from Peromyscus leucopus (white-footed mouse), 1860 nucleotides. RefSeq names its product mal, T cell differentiation protein like (gene Mall). Lineage: Eukaryota; Metazoa; Chordata; Mammalia; Rodentia; Cricetidae. Bases 12 to 476 code for a protein of 154 amino acids. Gene Ontology annotation, cellular component: membrane. Gene Ontology annotation, molecular function: structural constituent of myelin sheath. The record is from RefSeq and is a predicted model, not a curated record. Gene Ontology annotation, biological process: myelination. The transcript has 4 exons.
GAGGUGACAGCAUGGCUUCCCGGGACACACCGCCGGCCACCAGCUACGCCCCGCCCGACGUGCCCUCGGGGGUCGUUGGCGUGCUCCUUACCAUCCCCUUCGCCUUCUUCCUACCGGAGCUGGUGUUUGGGUUCUUGGUCUGGACUCUGGUGGCUGCCACACACAUCGAGCAGCCCCUGCUGCAGGGAUGGGUGCUGUAUGUGUCGCUCACCUCCUUUCUCAUCUCCCUGAUGUUCCUGCUGUCCUACUUGCUGGGGUUUUACAAACGAUUCGAGUCCUGGAGGGUCCUGGACAGCCUGUACCAUGGAACCACGGGCAUCCUGUACAUGAGUGCCGCCGUCCUGCAAGCACACGCCACUAUCAUGUCUGAAUAUAAAUACGUAAACCACUACUACAUCAAUACCGCAGCCUCGUUCUUCGCCUUCCUCACCACCCUGCUCUAUAUUCUGCAUGCCUUCAGCAUCUAUUACCACUGAAGUGCAGGGGAAUCCAACCCGGUAGCUCUUGCCAUUUGCCAUCUGGGUGAUAAAUGGAAGAUCCCCCCCAAGCCACUCACGGGGUCAACAGACUAUCUUUCUGGAAUGUGUGAGGAGACCCACUUGAGCAUUUUUCUCGUUGGACAUUCUUACUCCUCACGGUGACUAUGAGAAAACUAUUCCGCCACCAAAGAUGACUGGCCCUGACCCUGAAGAUCUACCCCACCCCCCACCCCCCACCCCUGCCCUGAAGACGACUGCUUCUUGAAGUUUCCUGACCGUGAACUCAGCUUUUCUAAAAAAACCAACUUUGAACCCCUCACCAUUCAAAAUGCCAGCUCUGCCAUCAUACCCAUUUAGGAUCUUUUGUUUGGCAUUGGUGCUCCCCAUGAUAGGUUUAGGGAAUAUUCAAUCUUACUUUCUAAAAUAGGCAAGGCUCCACGAAGUGAGUGUCUAACGUAAUGCCCGUGCGCAGACAGACCUUCCUUGUAACCUCUGCUGCCGCCCUGGAGCCGUUGUCCCGACCUGCCCUCUUCCUCCGAUCCCACUCCUACUUCCUCUGCAUUGAAGAGAUCCAAGGAAAAUGUACAUAAAACCAACUCUGAGGGCAAAUUUAUGGGAGAAAUAAACGGUGGGGUUUGGAGAGUCAUAAUGGGAAGGACGUAGCCAGUUGAUGCAUAAGCCGGGUCCCUUGGGAACUACAGGGCUCAGUGCGCCUGCGUGGAGCCUCAAAGACCAACCUGAGGACCAGAGGUUUGCACGUCCUUCAGGAAAGACUUCAGCGAAGGAGAUGGGCACAUCGCAGGCACGGAUUUACCUUCCGGCUCCUCCCAACACAGCGGGAAGAAGAGGUUGCUAGAUUGUUGCAGGGGCUGUGAAAGGACCCCUCUGGAGGUCUGUGCUCACUUCUGUGUGCCCCCAACUCUUUCUGGAGACUCUCUGGGUGGGGCCCGUCUGCAGGAUUCAUCAUAGAAAGGCAAUUGAGUUUGGGGGCUAUUUUUCCAAGACCAGGCGUCGUGAGAAGAAAAGUAUGAAGUCAAGGGAAUACUCCUGGAGCAAGCUGGGCUCUCUAUCUCAUCACCACCCGGGAGGGUCUCAGCCCCUUGCCAAGGGCGCCUGCGUGGCUGGGUUUCCUCACCCAACAGGCCAACAGGGCACAGCCCCAUAACUGCCUAAAUAAAUAAUUACUGAAAGGGAAUUAGCGGAAUCUAACUUUUCUCCAUUCGGGUGUGUUGGGAGGGGGUAGGGGUCACUUACUAAUUGCCCUGAUGUCUUGAAAAGCCAACACUUGUCUCUUAUUUUAUAGCCUGGCAGCUAUCUGUGAUGUUCACCGUUGAAUAUUUACUGAGUGGCCACGUACAAAUAAAAGAUGUUUGUAUAGUGG